Molecule: messenger RNA, 610 nt
Organism: Raphanus sativus (radish)
Lineage: Eukaryota; Viridiplantae; Streptophyta; Magnoliopsida; Brassicales; Brassicaceae
Exons: 1
Coding region: 58-366 (102 amino acids)
Source: RefSeq, a predicted model, not a curated record
AUACAAAUCCAAUUUAAUAUUCAUUCCCAAAACGUAAGAGCUUUUUAGUGGAAAGGCAUGAGAGGUUCAAGAACAGCAUCUUCAGACAUGAGUGCUUGGUGUUCUGCUGUUGUGUUGUUGUCUCUAAUACUUUUGUUAUCUGUUCGUGAAAACAACGCUUCCAACUCGGUCAGAGGGUCUCAGUUCUCAGAGAAACCUUGUGAGGAGAUUUACGUCGUCAGAGAAGGAGAAACGCUUCAUACCAUCGGCGAUAAAUGUGGCGACCCGUUUAUAGUUGAGCGAAACCCGCAUAUCCACGACCCUGACGAUGUUUUCCCAGGUCUUGUUCUCAGGAUUGCACCUUUUUACUUCUCCAGAAAAGUGUAAGAUAUAUAUAUAUACAAAGAGUUAUUUUGUUUUUUUCUUUAAAUUUUGUUUGAAGCAUACGUUUUUCCUUUGUAAUUAGUAUGUAUUUUAUGUAUAUAUACUAAAAGAAUUCCGAAACAAAUACAUAUAUUUGAAAGAAACAGAGCAAAAGCAGAGUAUACAGUGAGUUUGCUUAUUCAUGUUUUGAGGUGUUAAAUGUUCAUUUUGACAUGUUUUGUGGUGUACACGAUAUUAGUAAAUACUU